Molecule: messenger RNA, 1311 nt
Organism: Jaminaea rosea
Lineage: Eukaryota; Fungi; Basidiomycota; Exobasidiomycetes; Microstromatales
Exons: 1
Coding region: 1-1311 (436 amino acids)
Biological process (GO): mitochondrial translational elongation
Cellular component (GO): mitochondrial matrix
Molecular function (GO): translation elongation factor activity
Source: RefSeq, a predicted model, not a curated record
AUGAGCCUUCCCACCUCCCACCUCCUUCGUCGGGCUUGCAGCGCAGCAUCAAGCGCCUCAUCCUCCUCGCGCCUUCUCCACACCACACUGCCCCGCCGAUCCUCUACACCAACCAAGAAGCCUGCAAUUGCAAGCAUCUCCGCAAUCCGCCAAGCCGUACCAGGCACCUCGAUGCUCAAGGCCCGCGAAGCUCUUUACGCCACUCAGUCCCCGAACACCGGGGAGGACGACGUUCAUGCCGCACUCCAAUGGCUAGACGAGGACCGCCGCAAGAGCGGGGCAAAGAAGGCAGAAAAGGUCGCAGACCGAACCAACAACGAGGGCCUCGUAGGCAUCUGCUUACUUGCCGAUGGGCUGCCCCAGGGAGAAGCGCAACAGGACAGUGGAGCUCACGCUGCGGCUCCACAAGGAGGCUUGGUAGAACUCAAUUGCGAGACCGACUUCGUAGCGCGCAACGACGUCUUCCUCCAGCUCGUCAACGAUAUCAGUCAUACCGCCGCCCUCUUCCCCACCUUGGCCGGACUGCCACCCAUGUCCAAGACCUCGACGCUGCAAGACCUACCCUUGCAAGCAUUCAUGGAUUUCCCGCUCAUGCCGGCCGACCCUACCGCUACAGCGGGCACGGGAUCGUUACGUACUGUCCGCUCGGCUAUCAUUGAUGUCGUUGCACGCCUGGGCGAGAAGGUCACCCUUUGCCGUGCUUCGGCCAUCCUUCUGCCGCCGAGGGGAGCAAAUAUGGGAGCCAAGCUGCCUCCCAAGGUCGUAGCUUCGGCGUUCGCUCAUGGCAGCACCAGCGCGGGAAAGCAGCAAAGGCCAGGCCAGAUGAUGGCAGCAGGCAAGGUGGUCUCGCUGCUGCUUACAAAGGUCCAAACACCUGCAGCAGUGGCGUCUAGCUCCUCAAGUCAGAUCGCCACACGCAGCUCAGCAGCUUCCCUUCGCGCCCUCACUCGCUCCCUCGCCCGUCAAGCAGCGGGGAUGGAGACCCUGGCCAUUCGUGCCUCAGCGGACGCGGCUGCUGCUGAAGAAGCUGCUGCUGGAGCGGCUCCUCUCCCGCUCUACUCGCAGCCCUUCGCUAUGUUGCUUUCUUCGGCUGGAAUUGAGCGAUCGAGCGAAGAGGAGAGCGUGCAGAGCAUUCUGAGCAGGUGGUGGAGCGGGGAGGGGCAGACAGAGGGAGAGGCGGCCGCUGCGGAGAUUGUCGCGGGUGGCGAAGAGGAGGAUGCGAAGGGGAGCGUCGACGUGGUGGACAUGAGGAGAUGGAGGGUGGGAGAGGUUGCGCCGUCUCCUGUCGUGGAGGAGGCUACACAGGCGUAA